AUGUUUAUUAAAUUGUUACCACUAGUUGUGGCUCUAUGUGCCUGUUUCGGCUCUUCAUAUAGCUCAGCCAGAGACCAGAAAAAAACACUUAAAUACUCUGACUCACCUAAAUGGGAGAAUUUUAUCCCUCAUUCCUCAAAAGAACAAGUCCAAAGAUUCUUCGCAAUUGGAGAUUUCGGAGAUUAUAAAUCGAAAGAAAAUAUCGAUGCCAUGACAGACAUCAUGAACAAGCUUGCUGCGAAAGACCAGUAUGACUUUAUUACAACAAUGGGUGAUAAUUUUUAUCCAAACGGGAUAGAAUCAAUGAAUGACCUGGACCUUCCUGAUAAAAUCAUGAGCUUUUUCCAGAAGGGAAAUAUCAGGAACCUCAAAAUGUUUCCAACCCUUGGCAACCAUGACUGCUUCAGUGAUUACUACAACCAAGUGUUGUACAGUGAUUACAACAAACAAUGGGAGAUGGAGUCUGAUUACUAUGAACUCAAAUACAACCUGAAAGAUGAUCCCUCGAAAUAUCUUGUCAUGCUCAUGACCAAUACCUGCUUGCUCGCAUGCAACACUGCUUUCAAACUUGAACCGGGAGAGAAUGGAUCAGGCUGAGAUGAAAUGAAUGUAGACAUUGGUAACGAGUCUGUCCAGAUUCAUUACCAAUGGCUGGAAAACAAACUGAAGAAAUAUUCCAAGGAUCCUGAUGUUGCCUGGCUUGGAGUUGUUGGCCAUCAUCCUCCAAUUCUUGAAGCUUCCUUGAAAAAUGAUAUGCUCCCUCUCCUACAAAAGUACAAAGUUGAUUUCUUUUUGGCUGGCCAUAAGCAUCAAUUUGAGUAUGCUAACAUUGAUUAUGAUGAAGAAAUCAGAUUCCCUGGAAAAGAUAGAGGCCCAGUUCUUAAAGACUGAAAGAAAAAGAAAGUCAAAGAAAUCAUCAAUACCGAAUCUCGAGAACAAUAUUUUGUGAAAGGUAAAGAAUUACAUCAGUUCAUGAUUGGAGGAAGUGGGAGAAAAAUGAAGAAUAUCUGUCCCUAUAAAGACCAAGAUGGGCAUGUAUACAUCCAAAAUGCCCAAAAGAAUGGUCUGGCUACUAUAGAAGUAGACUCUAAGAACUUCAAUGUCAAGUACCACAACGAUGGGGAUCUGUCUCACUUCUAUUCAGUUACCAUUUCUUCUGAAUAAAAUCCCG
Moneuplotes crassus is the source of this 1171-nucleotide messenger RNA. The record is from the annotation of a GenBank genome assembly. NCBI's taxonomy places the organism in Eukaryota, Ciliophora, Spirotrichea, Euplotida, Euplotidae.